This is a messenger RNA of Lottia gigantea (owl limpet), 630 nucleotides long. RefSeq lists its product as hypothetical. The transcript is spliced from 3 exons. Gene Ontology annotation, biological process: negative regulation of protein localization to cell surface; positive regulation of protein ubiquitination; regulation of proteasomal ubiquitin-dependent protein catabolic process. Gene Ontology annotation, cellular component: endosome. NCBI's taxonomy places the organism in Eukaryota, Metazoa, Mollusca, Gastropoda, Lottiidae. The coding region runs from base 1 to 630 and encodes 209 amino acids. The record is from RefSeq and is a predicted model, not a curated record.
AUGGUGGACAACACAAAAAAUCUUUCCGCUUUGCUCAACGGGCUUACGAAGCGCAAUUAUUACGGUGAAGAAGAGCUGACAGACGAAUUCUUAAAAAAUGAACUGUACCCUGACCUUGAGGAAGAUGAAUUUAAAAAUCUGGUUAAUCGAUGCCUUCACCUAAUGAAGAAUAUGGUAUCAGCUGAUAUGGACAUGACACAACUAGAGAUUUUCUUAACAGCUCAGAUGAAACGGAGAGAAGGAGCUUUAACAGAACAGCAAGCGAAUGCUUAUAGAAAAUUUUGGAAAACUCACAAAACAAAAAUUCAUGAUAAGAUAGUGGAACAGACAAUGUGGGGUAAUACUCUCAAGAAAGUGUCUUGGAGAAUUGAUUUAAAAUCUCAGGGACGAAGAUCAGACGAUAUAAAUACUCCAUCAGCCAUCAUGGAAUUACAAAUUGCUGAACAUCAAAAUAAAGAUCAGGUGGUGAGGUUUGAAAUGGAUGAACAGAAAUUAAAAUCAGUGUUACAAAGUAUGGAAGAAAUAGAAGAACAGAUUGAUAAUUAUUGUAAUGAUAUUCAAGAUGAUCAGUUAUUGCGUUUUUUAGCCAUUACCAUCACCAAUAAAAGCACUGUUCUGAAGUUGUAUUAG